AUGGCUCCCCUUUCUGAAAUAUGUAUUAUUGGAGGCGGAAUGAGCGGUCUUGCGGCGGCGUUGGCGCUGGCCAAAUAUCUAUCGAGCAGGGACGAGCUCAUCAAUGUCACCGUCUAUGAGCUUCGCGACGAGCCAACCACUCUGGGCGGUGCCGUGAAUCUGAUGCCUAAUGCACUGCGAAAUCUCGACAGGCUCGGGGUGUACGAGCACCUGCAGGAGAAUAAAUGCGGCGCCGAAGUAGACCGUAUUGAGCUGUUCUCAAACUACUCUGGGCCUGGCCAGCUUGCGUCCAUGGACUUUGUAGACACAGAGGGCAGCCCGCUGGGAGGAUUCAGAGGCCUCAGGGUGAUGAGAUCUGACCUCAUGUCGGCCAUGCUGGACGCUAUCAACGCCUCUACCUAUGCAAAUGUCACGUUGAGGAUACUCUAUGGCAAGAAGGUUGUCAGGCUGGAAGAGCCUUCUUCUGGAAACAAAGGAGAGAAAAAGGUACUAGUAUCGUUCGAAGACGGAACAGAGGUCGAGGCAGAUCUGGUCCUGGGCUGUGACGGUAUACACUCCAAGACACGGAUGAAUUACGUCGAACCCGAACGAGAGCCAGUCUAUACCGGUAUUUCCGUGGCCCAGGGAUAUGUCGAUCGCAAGGCGGUCUCAUCGGACCUACAUUUCAAAGCAACGGGCAUGAACAUGUCACGAAAGGGAUCCUUGUUGGCUACUUUCUAUGAGCCAACCCACGAGAGCAUCUACCUCGCGUCCGUGACGGAGGCCAAAGAAACGCUCUCGCGAGAUGGGUGGAAGACCAAGGGAGCAGACCAGGAUGCCGUUAAAGCGGACAUCCUCGAUAGAUUUGGUGAAUCUGCCUUUCCCUGUGUAAGGGAGAUGAUCACGGCAUCAAACAGCUGGUUCUUGUUUCCCGUCUACAAAUUACCACCUGGCGGGAAGUGGUGCACCGAGAGAGUCAUGUUACUAGGAGACGCAGCUCAUGCAAUGCCCCCGCAGGGUGAAAGUAUUGGAAUCGCCAUCGAGGAUGCAAUCUUGUUUACUCGCACUCUAGCGAAGUAUCGAUCCCACCCUCUGACCGAGGCAUUUAAAGUGUACGAAGAGUUGCGUCGCCAUCGUAUAGAUGAACAUUAUCAAGAGGCAUCGAGGCGAUGGGAGACCGUUCGCGACUGUGGCUAUUUCGUGAACAAGCUGAAGGAGGUCAUCCUGCCCUGGUGGAUUUGGUGGUCAAACGACGCUCGUACAAAGACCUUCAUGUCCGACGCUGAGACAGCCGUAAUCCCCUAA
This is a messenger RNA of Microsporum canis CBS 113480, 1284 nucleotides long. RefSeq names its product salicylate hydroxylase. Gene Ontology annotation, molecular function: FAD binding; monooxygenase activity. The transcript has 2 exons. The coding region runs from base 1 to 1284 and encodes 427 amino acids. Lineage: Eukaryota; Fungi; Ascomycota; Eurotiomycetes; Onygenales; Arthrodermataceae. The record is from RefSeq and is a predicted model, not a curated record.